UGAUGGCGGCGGCCGCGGGGGGCCCUGAGGUGUCCUGAGCGUCGGCUGUCUGUCCGCUGGGGCUGCGGACGGGCGGGCGGCUCUGCCGGGCUCGGGCUGCGGCGCGGCGGACUCGUGGCGGCACACAUGGAUGACAGCAAGGUAGUUGGAGGCAAGGUAAAGAAACCAGGCAAACGAGGUCGUAAACCGGCCAAAAUAGAUCUGAAGGCAAAACUUGAAAGAAGUCGUCAGAGUGCAAGAGAGUGCAGGGCCAGGAAGAAGCUGAGGUACCAGUACCUGGAGGAACUGGUUUCAAGCAGAGAGCGAGCCAUCUGCGCUCUCAGAGAAGAGCUUGAAAUGUACAAGCAGUGGUGCAUGGCAAUGGACCAAGGGAAAAUCCCCUCUGAAAUAAAAGCCCUGCUAACUGGAGAGGAGCAAGGCAAAGCACAGCAGAACUCAACCAAACUUGCUAAGGCUGGGAAGACGGAAGCAAACAGCAGCAAUCCCUUCUUCCCCUGUGAUGCAUCACUGACAGGAGGCCAAUGCAGAACCUUUCGCACUGCAGCAGAGAUACCUCGGUAGCUUGCAGAAGAAUGCUGUUCUGAGAAGUGGAUGCAUCCCCAGAUGCAGGGGCAAGGAUCCCAGUCCACUGUCUUCUCUUUGCUCCUCCCCACAUGAAACUCUUUGAUGGUGUUCCUCAGGCUGUGUGGAGUGGGGCUUUUGGGGUAGUAGGUGUUUGUGUAAGUGGAGCAUUGUUCUUUCUUUCGCUACACCACCCUCCCCAAAUACAGCUAUGGCAGCUUUUGGGAAUUUCUGUUAUGAAAUGGGAGCUGCUUUUAUAUCAGAGUCCAGAAUUAGACUGGUUUUGGUUUUGGUAGUUAUGUGGUUGUUAACCACUGUGGGAGUCUGGGAGGUUCUGUAAAGUAAAAGCAAGGGAAGUAUCUCAUAACAACUUUGCUAAAGCCUAACAGAGUACUGUAGGUUGGGGAGAAGGAAAUGAAUCAAAAGCUUUCAGUAAGAAGGUUUAUAGUGAUGUAAUUUGUAACCUAAAUGAAGAUGUUGCUCUCAGCAUCCUUCUGUAAUCCAGCAUGUCUUAUAUGUGAUAGGGAUUCUUCAAGAGAGGUACUAGAUAUAUUUCCUACUUCUGCCCAUACUUCUUUCACUGAAUAUAUUUUCUACCUCCCAUGCUUCUGGUAGGAUAGUCAAAGCAUGUCCCUGCAUCUUGCUUCCAGACAUUCCCUCUCACCCAUUGGGCCCUGCUAUCUUUCUGUAGCUCCCUACAUUUUGGGCCCUAGUACUUUCCUGGACAGCAACUUAAAUUGGGUUCUGCUGCAUUGUCCUGGUUUCCCAGCCAAAGAUAAUGCCAAGAACUGGUAGCAAGGAAACCAAGUGGCAUCAGUUUUAUGAUAAGAAAGGUAAUGGCAAAACUCUCAUGGGCUGAUUUACUCAUACUGGUUAUUUACAGAUAACCUACCACUUUCUUCAGACUGCUCUUUCUCCUGGAUAUGCUUUUUGUAUUCAAAAUGUAUUCAAGAUGUAACGUGGAGAGUGGAGCUCUCUGGAUUUUCAGUGGGGGUUUGGCUUGCUUAUUCUGUUCUGUUUAUGGCAAUGUCUUUCUCUGUAUUUUAUGAAAUGCAUGGAACAUUUUUUAAUCUUAUGUUUUCUUCAUUGUUUCACAGAAUAAAUAUUAUAAUGAAUGAC
This is a messenger RNA of Pipra filicauda (Wire-tailed manakin), 1680 nucleotides long. It is a transcript of the gene CREBL2, whose product is annotated as cAMP responsive element binding protein like 2. The transcript is spliced from 4 exons. Gene Ontology annotation, molecular function: DNA-binding transcription factor activity. The record is from RefSeq and is a predicted model, not a curated record. Gene Ontology annotation, biological process: regulation of DNA-templated transcription. Gene Ontology annotation, cellular component: nucleus. Lineage: Eukaryota; Metazoa; Chordata; Aves; Passeriformes; Pipridae. The coding region runs from base 127 to 561 and encodes 144 amino acids.